AUUGCGUUCCUUACGGAAUUAGAAAACGUCUCCAGUGCUCUUUGCAACAAAGACGAGCCGCCAUGCAUCAAUCAGUCUUUGCCAGACUGUGAAACAAAAAGAAAUGAGACAUUCAAAUUUGAACCAACGUUAUUGGUUGGAUCGCAAGAUGCUUUUUUCACAGUAGAUCUGUUCAACAUCUCAAGUCGGAGACCCAUCAAAGCUGAGAACGUCUUUUCAUUUGACUUUUCUUGGGAACCUGGCCAGAUUUUCUGGUCGGACAGGAAAAGCAUAAAGAAGCUAUCCCUACAUGAUGGUAUAAGUAAGGACACGCCCUUUCUUUUUGAUGACGGCGACUCAGUGGAGGGACUGUUUGUUCAUUGGGUGGCUAAAAAGUUGUACUGGACUGAUGGACAACAUAAUGCGAUUUAUGUUGGAGAUCCAAAAAGCGGAGUCAAAGUCAAAGUCAUCGACAAUGGCCCUGAUUCACCGACUUUGAAAUCAGUUGUUGUUAGUCACUCGGAAAGUUACAUAUAUUGGACGAGCUGGGCAGCAACACCAAUAAUCGAGCGAGCUAGACUUGACGGUAGCGACCGGGAAGUAUUUAUCAACAAUAGUGUAUAUCUUCCAAACGCCUUGGCAAUUAACGAAGCAGAUAAAAAACUUUACUUGGCGGGAACGGAUGCGAAUAACUACGGAAUUAUUGAAGCUGUUUCAUUAGACGGGUUAAACCGCACCGUGAUUUUCAACCGAACUGGAUUCAUCCCAACUGCUUUGGACUUUUACCAAGACUUUUUGUAUUGGUCGGACUCAAAGAAGAAUGCAGUACUACGCGUUUCUCACCAGGGAGGAGAGGGUACAGUUCUGAUCAAUGGAUUGAGAAACCCAAUAGGAGUAAAGAUUUUCCAUAACCGCAAAGAAAGUUCGGCCACAGAUCCAUGUCUUAAAGACAAUGGCCGAUGUGAUCAAUUGUGUCUCUAUCUGCCGUUCCGUGAACGACACAGAUGUCUCUGUGAAGAGAACUUUUUCUUGAGUGAAAAUGGAAAACAUUGCAGCGAACACCGUCCCAGCGAAGGAGUUACCGAAUCAACACCAACGCCAACCAGUGUGGCCCACUCCUUCCAGACAGGAAUACUAUCGAGUGUCAUCUUACUACUGGUGGUAGUGGGGAUAGUAUACUGUGUGGUUCGCGUCAUCAAAAAAGGCUGUCCGUGUCAAAGACCUCAAGACCUACCGCGCAUACCCAGACAGUCGACAAAUCCUGAUGACAGAACUGAACAGGGUGAAGAUUUACUCGAAAUUACCGACCAAACUGACCUUGAAAAUGCAGGCUCACAGCCACCUAAAGAGUCGUCAAAUCUUAUUGGUCGAGACUACAGUCGUGAGCCGUCAGGGUCAGUUGCAGCAUGCGAGGAUUCAUCACAAACCUCACCCAAAAGUUUGGUGGUGUACUUUGAACAACAUGGUGGCGUGGCAAUUCUAGGAGAUGAUGCCCAACUACACCAUCAUUCUUCUCCUCAGAGUUAACGUAACUAAAAAGUUACAAAGACAUUCCAUGAACUGAUUGGCACAUUUAAAGACUAAAGUCGCCAUUUUAAGAACAUGUCUGCAUUUAGGUUGGAGAACUUCACUGUGAAAUAACUCUGUCACAUCGUUAACUAUUUCUACGGUAUUAUUUAUUUCUUCAUUACCUUGUCUUGAAUAGUUUGUAGCGAUGAUGUGUCUGCGAUUCUAUAUACUCCUCCUUUACCUGUGAAAGAUGUCUCGUUCAAAAUGUUCAAUAAGAUCAACGUUGUACUCAGCACCAACUUUAAGACCUAAAACAUGACUCAACGUGCAGGGCAAUUUUCCACUGAAGAUGGAAAGUAACCUGAAUCGCGUUUACUUCCGUUCUACUGUCGGUGAUCACUUUAUGUUGCUAAAAUAAAUCGCGACGGUCGCUCUCGUUUUUCUCAGCCGCAAAUGUUCUAGCUGUUUAAACUUUGAUUUCUUGUUGACUUCGUUUGAUGUUGACCAUCUGUCCGCUAGAUCAUUCUGAUUGGUCUCGGUUGUGCAACACUUGGUAGAAAUGUCCUUGAUCUCGUGUUUGUGAGGGCUGAUCCUUGUUAGCAGUUGCAGUUUUUCUUUGGAUUUUAAACCUUUUUUUCUCCAACUCUUUAAUGCGACAUGUUCAAAUAAUUUUUAAUGUGAAGUGCUAUUUUCAAAUUGGUCGAUAAACCGUGUAAUAGGAUAUUUCUAUAAAUAUUUUAUCAAUUAGGGUUAUCUUCUGCUAAACGAUUGUGGAGGACUUAUAUAUGAGAUUAAUAGUAAUCGUUUAUUGGUUGUCGUGAAACACUUUUUCACAAAGAACAUUGGGUGGCACACGUAAACAAUAGCUCUGAUCCUCUCAGUGAUGGAUUGUGGCAGAUUCUGACCACUUUA
This is a messenger RNA of Pocillopora damicornis (cauliflower coral), 2400 nucleotides long. RefSeq lists its product as uncharacterized. The record is from RefSeq and is a predicted model, not a curated record. Lineage: Eukaryota; Metazoa; Cnidaria; Anthozoa; Scleractinia; Pocilloporidae.